Molecule: messenger RNA, 1436 nt
Organism: Striga asiatica
Lineage: Eukaryota; Viridiplantae; Streptophyta; Magnoliopsida; Lamiales; Orobanchaceae
Source: the annotation of a GenBank genome assembly
CUUUUACGGACCUACAAUAGGCUCCAAAUCCAAAAUGGAGACAAAAAAUGGAGACAAAAAACAAAAAGAAGAAUGAAAGAAAUCCAUAAGUCAACUCAAAUGAUUUCAUUAAAUCGAUGCAGGAAUAAUCAAUUGAUGGAACAAUUGUGAUUACAAGCUAAUCAAAAAUUGUUCUCCAAAAAGAAAAAGAAAAAAAAAAGUAAUAUAUCAUCAGCUGCUUUCUGGGUUUAAGUUAGGGUUUGAUUUGGAUGGGGCGUAAGGGGAGUGAAUUGGAGCCCACGAGGUGGGGUUCUCUAAUUCUUCUGCUGAUGGGUUUGGUCUCUUUCACCGCGGUAUACAUCUUCAUGUCCUCCGCAUUAAGACCACCAGUCAAUUCAGGGAUUGGGCCUUUGAGAAAUGGAAUUUCGGAAUUGGAAUCUAGUGGCGAUGGUGAUUGUUGUAAAGGGAUUGAGAAUUUGGAGCUUUGGGGUGCUGCUGUGAAAUGGGGCUCCGAAUUCAAGUUGAAUUCAUCUCAACAGUGUUGUCAAGCAUGUAAGGACAUGUGUACUGGAAAUCAAGGCCCGUGCCUUUGUGAUUCUUGGGUUUUUUGCGGGAAUAAGGAAGUUUGUGGGGAGAAAUUUGGUGAGUGCUGGUUGAAAAAACAGAAGGAUGUGCUGGCUCCCGAGAAGCAGGCAGUAGGGAAGACAGUGAUGUGGACAUCCGGAAUCGUUUUUGGUCGAGGAGAGGGCAUUGUUGGGUUAGUGACGGAGUAUGGCACUCUUCACAUCAAGGUAUGGCUUUGUAUCUUAUUUCCUGAUUGUGCACCGCAUUCAGUUGCAUAUAUCUUGGAGUUGUUGGCUUUGCGCCACUGUGCAGGUUGCCAUUUUUAUCGGGCGGAAGGGCGAGGCCAAUUCUGGGACGUUAAAGGAAACCACAUAAAAGAUACUUCAUUUGGGCCUCCGUUUGCACUUAUUCAAGGAACGCUAGAAGCACAGGGACAGGCGUUUGAGAGUGUAAAUUCCGAGCACUGCCCAACCAUAAGAAGGGGUUCGGUGGCAUGGGUUGGGUCAGGCCCGGAAUUCUUCAUAAGCCUUGCAAACCAUGACGAGUGGAAGAAUUCGUACACUGUAUUCGGUUCUGUGCUUCCUGAAGAUAUGGUGAUUGCUGAAAAAAUCGCGCGCCUUCCCACAAAGUCGGAUAAUUGGAAUAACGUUAAUGUCUCGGUUCUUGAAAAAACUGUACCGUUGAAGGUUCGAAGAAUCAAUAUCGGUGGUGGUGAUUGACUGUAAGGAAGAGCGUGUGAAGGUGCAGCCAAGAAUGUGACUCUACAGCCAUAGAAUAAUAAAGUUGAGGUUCGUUUGGGGAAUUAGGAAUGGUAAUUGGUGGAUGGUUCUCUCGAAGAAUGAACCAUAAAUAAAUGAAACUCUUACUCUUUAAUAAUAAUGCUAGUAUUAUCA